Fraxinus pennsylvanica is the source of this 1650-nucleotide messenger RNA. The record is from the annotation of a GenBank genome assembly. NCBI's taxonomy places the organism in Eukaryota, Viridiplantae, Streptophyta, Magnoliopsida, Lamiales, Oleaceae.
AUGCAAUUUUCCAAUCCAAUCCGUGCUGAAACAACGGUGCAUCAGGUGCCCGGUUUCAGUUAUGAAGAAAUUGACCGAAUAGCUGAACAGACAUUUCGGAGAUACACUACUGAAUCAUUGCCCAAGAGGAAAGGCAAAGGUGUGGCCAUUGUUUGGUUCAGAAAUGAUUUGAGGGUAUUGGAUAAUGAGGCUUUGUUUAAGGCCUGGGUUUCAUCAGAGGCUGUUUUGCCUGUGUAUUGUGUUGAUCCAAGGCUUUUUUCGACUACCCGUUACUUUGGUUUCCCUAAAACUGGAGGCCUGAGGGCACAAUUUCUUAUUGAGUGUUUAGCUGACUUGAGAAAGAAUUUGAUGAAGUGUGGUCUAGACCUAUUAAUUCAACAUGGGAAACCUGAAGAAAUUCUUCCUUCACUUGCUAAAGCAUACGGAGUCCACACUGUUUAUGCCCAGAAAGAAACAUGCAGUGAGGAGCUGAAUGUUGAAAGAUUAGUUUCCAAAAGUUUGCAGAAAGUUGUGCUAUCAUCAUCCGAAGGUCAAUCUGCUAAGCCAAAUUCUAAAAAUAGCACUAAAUUGGAAUUGAUCUGGGGGUCUAGUAUGUACCAUAUAGAUGAUCUUCCAUUCAAUUGCAACUCUUUACCAGACGUGUAUACUCAGUUUCGUAAGUUAGUUGAAUCCAAGUCCAAAAUAAGAAGUUGCAUAAAGAUCCCGACAUCACUCGGUCCAGCGCCCAGCAUAAGGGAUUGGGGAUGUAUACCUGAAAUUACUGUUCUUGGACUAGAGAAAGCAAAGGUUAGCAAAGGAAUGGCAUUUGUGGGAGGUGAAAGUGCAGCAGUGAGUAGAGUAUGCGAGUAUUUCUGGAGUAAGAAUCUAUUGAGGACCUACAAAGAAACCCGUAAUGGAAUGUUAGGACCUGAUUACUCCACAAAAUUUUCUCCUUGGAUUGCCUCUGGAAGCCUUUCACCCCGUUUUAUUUAUGAAGAGGUGAAGAGAUUUGAAAGGGAGCGAGAAUCAAAUGAUUCAACUUACUGGGUUUUGUUCGAAUUGAUAUGGAGGGAUUACUUUAGAUUUCUAUCAAUCAAGCAGGGGAACUCUAUCUUUCAUGCAGGUGGUCCUCGAAAAGUGGAGACUAACUGGAGCCAGAAUCAGACAUUGUUUGAAGCAUGGAGAAACGGUCAGACAGGGUAUCCUCUCAUUGAUGCAAACAUGAAAGAACUAUUGACUACUGGAUUCAUGUCAAAUCGUGGGCGACAGAUUGUAUGUUCCUUUCUUGUACGAGACAUGAAUAUUGACUGGAGAAUGGGAGCUGAAUGGUUCGAGACAUGCCUUUUGGACUAUGAUCCAUGCUCCAAUUACGGUAAUUGGACCUAUGGUGCAGGUGUUGGGAAUGACCCAAGAGAGGAUCGCUACUUCAGCAUUCCAAAGCAGGCGCAGAAUUAUGAUCCUGAAGGAGAAUUUGUGGCUUACUGGUUAACCCAGUUACGAGCACUUCCGAAAGAGAAAAGACACUUUCCUGGACUAUUGUACAUUAAGCCUGUUGUUGCUCUCAAAUUUGGGAACACCAAAACAAGGAAUAGCAAGACAAUGGCCUCUGGAACAAGAACUACAGCAGACGAAAAUAAAUGCAAGGGGCAUAAAGGAAACAGAACGCAAUAA